Messenger RNA from Folsomia candida, 2836 nucleotides. Its product is annotated as piwi-like protein Siwi. Gene Ontology annotation, molecular function: piRNA binding; protein binding. Gene Ontology annotation, biological process: regulatory ncRNA-mediated gene silencing. Bases 147 to 2522 code for a protein of 791 amino acids. Gene Ontology annotation, cellular component: P granule. NCBI's taxonomy places the organism in Eukaryota, Metazoa, Arthropoda, Collembola, Entomobryomorpha, Isotomidae. The record is from RefSeq and is a predicted model, not a curated record. The transcript is spliced from 11 exons.
GGUUGAAGAGCCAACGAGUGAACACCUCCUCCUCUCCUGUCUCUCGCUGCAUAUCAAAGUGCGACCAAGAUCAGAAGUAUGGCAACCCAAGGUCAACCUACGACCCCACCCGAAGCAGUUCCCAAGGAAGAGGUCGAGUGAGACCCAUGCUCCAACAAGGAAGUGAGGUCCAGACGCAGCAUGAAUCACGUUUUGGACGAGGAUUUGAAGAACUUCGUACCCGAGCUGAAGGCUUGGAUAAACAAGGGCAAUCUGGAACUGCCCGAAGGUUUUUCGUAAACUACUUUCAAUUGCAAAUGAAGAAAACUAUUGAAUUUCGGCUGUAUCUGGUCACAUUUGAUCCGGAGAUCGACCACAUUCCUAAACGGAAAGCAUUGGUGAGGAUGCGGGAGGCAGAUAUUGGACCAUAUCUCUUCGAGGGAACGCAAUUGUUCACCACGAGAAUCAUUCCAAUGGAAAAUUUAAGAUUCGAAGCUUCCUUCCCCGACAAAACUGAGGAAGUUUGGACUGUUAAUAUUGACUUUAUUCGGCAAUGUGACCACAGGGAGCCUAUCGUCACCCAACUGUAUAACGUCCUCGUUAAGAAGGCUCAAGAAAAGCUGUCCCUUGCACUGCUAGGUCGCUACUAUUUCGACGCUGAACAGAAGGUCGACUUUGCUCAACAUCGUCUCCAGCUCUGGCCCGGCUUUGUCACCUCUAUCCGGCAGAUGGAACGCGGCGUUUAUCUCAAUGUGGAUUUGACCUUCAAGGUUUGUCGGACUGAGACAGUUUAUGCUCUAAUGACGGCAAUACGCGAGAGGUCACAAGGAAAUUUUAAACCGGUAAUCGAAGCCGCCGUAAUUGGAACUGUCGUAAUGACAGCAUACAACAAGAGAACCUAUAAAAUCACCGGCAUCAAGUGGGACCUCCGACCCACCCACUCCUUUACUGUGAGUCGUGGAGGCAUUGAAACCCAAAUUACUGUUAUGGAAUACUUUGCAAAAAAAGGGAUCCAACUUCACCCCGCACAACCAAUGUUAGUAUCCAGCCCGACGAAACGAGACAUUCGCCGAGGCGACAUCGGGGACAAGAUCCUUCCUCCCGAGAUCUGCUAUCAAACCGGAUUGAAUGAGGAGAUGAGGGCUAAUUUCAGGUUGAUGAAGGAUUUAUCUGGACACUUGCAUAUGCAACCACAACAAAGGAUUCAGCAAACUGUCCAGUUUGUUCGCCGGAUGAUUGAAAGUAAUGAUGUAACUUCCGAAUUGCUGGCCUGGGGAAUGCGAAUGCAAGGCGUUCCGUGCGAAGUUCAAGGACGCCAACUGGACCAGGAAGCACUCUGCUUUAAGUCUGGCAAUGUUAGUUUUGAAACAGCAGACUGGACGAUGGCAUUCAGAACAAAUCAAAUGUUGUUGGCCAAACCACUUCGAAGAUGGGCAAUUUUGUAUCCUAGCAGAGACGCAGAAGGGAUCGAUAACCUCUUGAGAACAAUGGAUCGUGUCGGUCGGCCUCUUGGAUUCCCAGUCUGCAAUCCUAUGCAGGCUCGGGUAAAUCCACCUAACGAGUCUGGAUGCACGAAGGAGAUUGACCGUUUGGUUGCUGAAAAUCGAGGACAACUCGAUAUGAUUAUGGUUAUCCUACCCUCUCCCAACCUAUCCGUAUAUGCAGCAGUAAAGAAAGCCUGCUCGCUGAAUUACGGGAUCCCGUCGCAAUGCUUUCUAUCAAAGAACGUUGCCAGCAAGGGACUCAUGUCCAUCAGCACAAAGUUGGUCAUUCAAAUGAAUGCCAAGUUGGGUGGGCAGCCCUGGGGCCUAGCUAAUCCCCUCAAAGGGUUGAUGGUAAUUGGAUUUGAUGUGCACCAUGGAGGUGGACGAAGUUAUGGUGCUAUGACGGCAACGACCUCACAAAAUUUGGCGUCAUACUUCUCAACAGUUCUGACUUUAUCGCCGGGUCUUGAAAUGGCAGGAGAAAUAGGAUUGUCAUUGCGAAAGUGUCUGCAGGCGUAUCGAGUCCGAAACGAAGGAGAGCUACCCACUCGCAUCAUGUUUUACCGAGAUGGAGUGGGUGAGGGGCAACUUCGAUACGUGGUGGAGACUGAAUUAGUGGCACUGCAGAGCUCAAUAGCUGACUAUUACGCGAAUGUUGGAGAACCAAAAUUCUCAAUGGUCAUUGUGACAAAGAGGAUCAAUACCCGAAUCUUCCUAGCUUUGGGAAAGGAUAACAGGGUCUCUAAUCCUAGCCCCGGAUCUAUCGUUGAUGAUGUUAUUACCUGUCCUGAGAAAUAUGAUUUCUACCUGGUGCCACAGUCGGCUCGACAGGGCACGGUCUCACCCGUUGGUUUUAAUAUUAUCCACGAUACUUCCGGGCUUGAUGCUGAUAAGAUGCAGCGCUUUGCGUUUAAACUCUGUCAUGGAUACUUCAACUGGAGUGGAACAGUUGCUGUCCCUGCGCCCUGUCAAUACGCCCGCAAACUCGCCUUCUUGACCGGCACGGCCCUCCUCAACGAAGCUCGUGACCCUCUCCUCAAUAAUUUGCAUUAUUUGUAAUCACUAAAUACAAUCGCAAAUUAUGGAUUUAGUUUAAACCCAUAACCAUUAAUGAAUUGUUACUCAUCGACAAGUCAAAUUGUUCAUUUUUCCAGUAGUUUGUAAUAAUUUUAAUAAUUUAUUAUUGCUAUUUUAUUUAUUUGAAGAUAUUCAUGCUAAUAUUUUUUCGAAUUCUUGUCAUAGUUUGUGAAAUCAAAAAUCAUUAAUUCAUUUACCGUUUUUUAUGUUUAUAAGAGGUGAUAAUUGAUAACGUUUCGUUUGUACGGUGUGAUUUUCUAAUCUUGGUUUUCAUGUUAGUUGUUACAUGUAAAAAG